AUGUCAAUUUUAAUAUUUAUUCUUCUGCUCGGCUAUGGCUGGGCGAGGGUAUUGCCCAACGGGUGCCCAGGAGACUUCAGCGUCUACAGACUGCUACCCCAUGAGACGGAUUGCUCAAAGUUCUACCAAUGUUCUAAUGGAAGGAAAAUUGAGAUGCAAUGCGCGCCUGGUACUCUGUUCGAUGGCGUGAGACUGAUAUGCGACCAUGCACAUCUUGCUGAUUGUAGCAGAGGGAGCACGUCCACAGCUCCCACAACAACAACAACAACAAAUGCACCAUCAUCAACAACAACGACUGCGGCUCCAUCAACAACAACAACGACAGGGGCCCCGUCAACAACAACGACAACAACAACGGCGGCCCCACCAGUACCACCCAGUGAAUGCCCAGCAGAUAUUGACGUGAUAUUAAAACUGCCCCACGAAGUUGACUGCUCAAAAUACUACAAUUGCAGUGACGGAAUAAAAAUAUUACUAAAAUGUCCGAAUGGGAAAUUUUUUAACAUGACUAUGCAGGAUUGUGACUGGUCUGAAAACGUGGACUGUCCCCCUGGUAGCGGCACUGGUGUCUUGCCCAACGGCUGCCCGGUUAAUUUCCACAUCCACAAGCUGCUUCCCCACGAAACCGAGUGCACCAAGUUUUACCAGUGCAACUUUGGCGAAAAAGUUGAGAAGACCUGUCCGGGGAAUUUGCACUUCAACCCUAAUUUGCCGGGAUGUGACUAUCCAUCAAAUGCUGGUUGUGAACACGACAGUGGUGGCGAAUGGCUGCCCAAUGGCUGUCCAUCAGACUUCAGUAUCAACUGGCAUUUACCACAUGAAACGGAUUGUACUAAAUUCUAUCAUUGUGAAUUUGGACGAAAAACUUUAAAAGAUUGUGCCCCUGGAACUCACUUUAAUCCCAUACUACAGGUAUGCGAUUGGCCGUAUAACGCAAACUGCAAAUCUACUACGUCAACCACACCUUCAACAACAACCACGGAAUUUACGACAACUGCAGCCCCUACGCCGACCACACCAUCAACAACAACCUCAACACCCACAACGACCGCAGCAUCAACCACUACCACAGUUCCUAUAACAACCGCAGUUCCUACAACGACCUCAGCACUUACACCUACCACAGCUUCUACAACGAAUCAAGACACAACUGAAAACCAAACUACUGAACCAUCAAUAAAUACAACAACGGAGUAUUAUCCCACAGCAGAACAGUCAGUAGAUACAACAACUGAAUAUAGCCCCACCACUGUAACGUCAGCAGAGACGACAACGGAAUAUAUUCCUACGACUCAUGAGCAAACUACUGAGCCUCCAGUAGAAACGACAACGGAAUAUAUUCCCACGACUCAGGAGCAAACUACUAAGCCUUCAGUAGAAACGACAACGGAAUAUAUUCCCACGACUGAAGAGCAAACAACCGAACCGUCAGUUGAGACAACAACGGAGUAUAGUACCACAACUGAACAGUCAGUGGAAACAACAACUGAAUAUAGCUCAACUACCGUAACUUCAGAAGAGACGACAACGGAAUAUAUUCCUACGACUCAGGAGCAAACUACUGAGCCUUCAGUAGAAACGACAAAGGAAUAUAUUCCCACGACUGAAGAGCAAACGACCGAACCAUCAGUUGAGACAACAACGGAGUAUAGUACCACAACUGAACAGUCAGUAGAAACAACAACUGAAUAUAGCCCCACCACCAUAACUUCAGAAGAGACGACAACGGAAUAUAUUCCUACGACUCAGGAACAAACUACUGAACCGUCAGUAGAAACGACAACGGAAUAUAUUCCUACGACUCAGGAGCAAACUACUGAACCUUCAGUAGAAACGACAACGGAAUAUAUUUCUACGACUCAGGAGCAAACUACUGAGCCUUCAGUAGAAACGACAACGGAAUAUAUUCCCACGACUGAAGAGCAAACGACCGAACCAUCAGUUGAGACAACAACGGAGUAUAGAACCACAACUGGCCAGUCAGAAGAAACAACAACUGAAUAUAGCCCCACCACCGUAACGUCAGCAGAGACGACAACGGAAUAUAUUCCUACGACUCAGGAGCAAACUACUGAGCCUUCAGUAGAAACGACAACGGAAUAUAUUCCCACGACUCAGGAGCAAACUACUAAGCCUUCAGUAGAAACGACAACGGAAUAUAUUCCCACGACUGAAGAGCAAACAACCGAACCGUCAGUUGAGACAACAACGGAGUAUAGUACCAGAACUGAACAGUCAGUGGAAACAACAACUGAAUAUAGCUCAACUACCGUAACUUCAGAAGAGACGACAACGGAAUAUAUUCCUACGACUCAGGAGCAAACUACUGAGCCUUCAGUAGAAACGACAAAGGAAUAUAUUCCCACGACUGAAGAGCAAACGACCGAACCAUCAGUAGAGACAACAACGGAGUAUAGUACCACAACUGAACAGUUAGUAGAAACAACAACUGAAUAUAGCCCCACCACCAUAACUUCAGAAGAGACGACAACGGAAUAUAUUCCUACGACUCAGGAACAAACUACUGAACCGUCAGUAGAAACGACAACGGAAUAUAUUCCUACGACUCAGGAGCAAACUACUGAACCUUCAGUAGAAACGACAACGGAAUAUAUUUCUACGACUCAGGAGCAAACUACUGAGCCUCCAGUAGAAACGACAACGGAAUAUAUUCCCACGACUCAGGAGCAAACUACUAAGCCUUCAGUAGAAACGACAACGGAAUAUAUUCGCACGACUGAGGAGCAAACAACCGAACCGUCAGUUGAGACAACAACGGAGUAUAGUACCACAACUGAACAGUCAGUGGAAACAACAAUUGAAUAUAGCUCAACUACCGUAACUUCAGAAGAGACGACAACGGAAUAUAUUCCUACGACUCAGGAGCAAACUACUGAGCCUUCAGUAGAAACGACAAAGGAAUAUAUUCCCACGACUGAAGAGCAAACGACCGAACCAUCAGUUGAGACAACAACGGAGUAUAGUACCACAACUGGCCAGUCAGAAGAAACAACAACUGAAUAUAGCCCCACCACCGUAACGUCAGCAGAGACGACAACAGAAUAUAUUCCUACGACUCAGGAGCAAACUACUGAGCCUUCAGUAGGAACGACAACGGAAUAUAUUCCUACGACUCAGGAGCAAACUACUGAACCUUCAGUAGAAACGACAACGGAAUAUAUUUCUACGACUCAGGAGCAAACUACUGAGCCUUCAGUAGAAACGACAACGGAACAUAUUCCCACGACUCAGGAACAAACUACUAAGCCUUCAGUAGAAACGACAACGGAAUAUAUUCGCACGACUGAAGAGCAAACAACCGAACCGUCAGUUGAGACAACAACGGAGUAUAGUACCACAACUGAACAGUCAGUGGAAACAACAACUGAAUAUAGCUCAACUACCAUAACUUCAGAAGAGACGACAACGGAAUAUAUUCCUACGACUCAGGAGCAAACUACAGAGCCUUCAGUAGAAACGACAACGGAAUAUAUUUCUACGACUCAGGAGCAAACUACUGAGCCUUCAGUAGAAACGACAACGGAAUAUAUUCCCACGACUGAAGAGCAAACGACCGAACCAUCAGUUGAGACAACAACGGAGUAUAGUACCACAACUGGCCAGUCAGAAGAAACAACAACUGAAUAUAGCCCCACCACCGUAACGUCAGCAGAGACGACAACGGAAUAUAUUCCUACGACUCAGGAGCAAACUACUGAGCCUUCAGUAGGAACGACAACGGAAUAUAUUCCUACGACUCAGGAGCAAACUACUGAACCUUCAGUAGAAACGACAACGGAAUAUAUUUCUACGACUCAGGAGCAAACUACUGAGCCUUCAGUAGAAACGACAACGGAAUAUAUUCCCACGACUCAGGAGCAAACUACUAAGCCUUCAGUAGAAACGACAACGGAAUAUAUUCGCACGACUGAAGAGCAAACAACCGAACCGUCAGUUGAGACAACAACGGAGUAUAGUACCACAACUGAACAGUCAGUGGAAACAACAACUGAAUAUAGCUCAACUACCAUAACUUCAGAAGAGACGACAACGGAAUAUAUUCCUACGACUCAGGAGCAAACUACUGAGCCUUCAGUAGAAACGACAACGGAAUAUAUUUCUACGACUCAGGAGCAAACUACUGAGCCUUCAGUAGAAACGACAACGGAAUAUAUUCCCACGACUCAGGAGCAAACUACUAAGCCUUCAGUAGAAACGACAACGGAAUAUAUUCCCACGACUGAAGAGCAAACAACCGAACCGUCAGUUGAGACAACAACGGAGUAUAGUACCACAACUGAACAGCCAGUGGAAACAACAACUGAAUAUAGCUCAACUACCAUAACUUCAGAAGAGACGACAACGGAAUAUAUUCCUACGACUCAGGAGCAAACUACUGAGCCUUCAGUAGAAACGACAAAAGAAUAUAUUCCCACGACUGAAGAGCAAACGACCGAACCAUCAGUUGAGACAACAACGGAGUAUAGUACCACAACUGAACAGUCAGUAGAAACAACAACUGAAUAUAGCCCAACUACCAUAACUUCAGAAGAGACGACAACGGAAUAUACUCCUACGACUCAGGAGCAGACUACUGAACCUUCAGUAGAAACGACAACAGAAUAUAUUCCCACGACUGAAGAGGAAACGACCGAACCAUCAGUUGAGACAACAACGGAGUACAGUACCACAACUAAACAGUCAGAAGGAACAACAACUGAAUAUAGCCCCACCACCAUAACGUCAGUAGAGACGACAACGAAAUAUAUUCCUACGACUCAGGAACAAACUACUGAACCUUCAGUAGAAACGACAACGGAAUAUAUUCCUACGACUCAGGAGCAAACUACUGAACCUUCAGUAGAAACGACAACGGAAUAUAUUUCUACGACUCAGGAGCAAACUACUGAGUCUUCAGUAGAAACGACAACGGAAUAUGUUCCCACGACUGAAGAGCAAACGACCGAACCAUCAGUUGAGACAACAACGGAGUAUAGAACCACAACUGGCCAGUCAGAAGAAACAACAACUGAAUAUAGCCCCACCACCGUAACGUCAGCAGAGACGACCACGGAAUAUAUUCCUACGACUCAGGAGCAAACUACUGAGCCUCCAGUAGAAACGACAACGGAAUAUAUUCCCACGACUCAGGAGCAAACUACUAAGCCUUCAGUAGAAACGACAACGGAAUAUAUUCCCACGACUGAAGAGCAAACAACCGAACCGUCAGUUGAGACAACAACGGAGUAUAGUACCACAACUGAACAGUCAGUGGAAACAACAAUUGAAUAUAGCUCAACUACCGUAACUUCAGAAGAGACGACAACGGAAUAUAUUCCUACGACUCAGGAGCAAACUACUGAGCCUUCAGUAGAAACGACAAAGGAAUAUAUUCCCACGACUGAAGAGCAAACGACCGAACCAUCAGUUGAGACAACAACGGAGUAUAGUACCACAACUGAACAGUCAGUAGAAACAACAACUGAAUAUAGCCCCACCACCAUAACUUCAGAAGAGACGACAACGGAAUAUAUUCCUACGACUCAGGAACAAACUACUGAACCGUCAGUAGAAACGACAACGGAAUAUAUUCCUACGACUCAGGAGCAAACUACUGAACCUUCAGUAGAAACGACAACGGAAUAUAUUUCUACGACUCAGGAGCAAACUACUGAGCCUUCAGUAGAAACGACAACGGAAUAUAUUCCCACGACUCAGGAGCAAACUACUAAGCCUUCAGUAGAAACGACAACGGAAUAUAUUCGCACGACUGAAGAGCAAACAACCGAACCGUCAGUUGAGACAACAACGGAGUAUAGUACCACAACUGAACAGUCAGUGGAAACAACAACUGAAUAUAGCUCAACUACCAUAACUUCAGAAGAGACGACAACGGAAUAUAUUCCUACGACUCAGGAGCAAACUACUGAGCCUUCAGUAGAAACGACAACGGAAUAUAUUUCUACGACUCAGGAGCAAACUACUGAGCCUUCAGUAGAAACGACAACGGAAUAUAUUCCCACGACUGAAGAGCAAACGACCGAACCAUCAGUUGAGACAACAACGGAGUAUAGUACCACAACUGGCCAGUCAGAAGAAACAACAACUGAAUAUAGCCCCACCACCGUAACGUCAGCAGAGACGACAACGGAAUAUAUUCCUACGACUCAGGAGCAAACUACUGAGCCUUCAGUAGGAACGACAACGGAAUAUAUUCCUACGACUCAGGAGCAAACUACUGAACCUUCAGUAGAAACGACAACGGAAUAUAUUUCUACGACUCAGGAGCAAACUACUGAGCUUUCAGUAGAAACGACAACGGAAUAUAUUCCCACGACUCAGGAGCAAACUACUAAGCCUUCAGUAGAAACGACAACGGAAUAUAUUCGCACGACUGAAGAGCAAACAACCGAACCGUCAGUUGAGACAACAACGGAGUAUAGUACCACAACUGAACAGUCAGUGGAAACAACAACUGAAUAUAGCUCAACUACCAUAACUUCAGAAGAGACGACAACGGAAUAUAUUCCUACGACUCAGGAGCAAACUACUGAGCCUUCAGAAGAAACGACAACGGAAUAUAUUUCUACGACUCAGGAGCAAACUACUGAGCCUUCAGUAGAAACGACAACGGAAUAUAUUCCCACGACUGAAGAGCAGACGACCGAACCAUCAGUUGAGACAACAACGGAGUAUAGUACCACAACUGGCCAGUCAGAAGAAACAACAACUGAAUAUAGCCCCACCACCGUAACGUCAGCAGAGACGACAACGGAAUAUAUUCCUACGACUCAGGAGCAAACUACUGAGCCUUCAGUAGGAACGACAACGGAAUAUAUUCCCACGUCUGAAGAGGAAACAACCGAACCAUCAGUUGAGACAACAACGGAGUACAGUACCACAACUAAACAGUCAGAAGAAACAACAACUGAAUAUAGCCCCACCACCAUAACUUCAGAAGAGACGACAACGGAAUAUAUUCCUACGACUCAGGAACAAACUACUGAACCGUCAGUAGAAACGACAACGGAAUAUAUUCCUACGACUCAGGAGCAAACUACUGAACCUUCAGUAGAAACGACAACGGAAUAUAUUUCUACGACUCAGGAGCAAACUACUGAGCCUUCAGUAGAAACGACAACGGAAUAUAUUCCCACGACUGAAGAGCAAACGACCGAACCAUCAGUUGAGACAACAACGGAGUAUAGAACCACAACUGGCCAGUCAGAAGAAACAACAACUGAAUAUAGCCCCACCACCGUAACGUCAGCAGAGACGACAACGGAAUAUAUUCCUACGACUCAGGAGCAAACUACUGAGCCUUCAGUAGAAACGACAACGGAAUAUAUUCCCACAACUGAAGAGCAAACGACCGAACCAUCAGUUGAAACAACAACGGAGUACAGUACUACAACUGAACAGUCAGUAGAAACAACAACUGAAUACAGCCCCACCACUGUGACGUCAGUAGAAACGACAACGGAAUAUAUUCCCACGACUGAAGAGGAAACGACCGAACCAUCAGUUGAGACAACAACGGAGUAUAGUACCACAACUGGACAGUCAGAAGAAACAACAACUGAAUAUAGCCCCACCACCGUAACGUCAGUAGAGACGACAACGGGUUACAGUCCUACGACUGAGGGGCAAACUACUGAAUCUUCAGUAGAAACGACAACGGAAUAUAUUCCUACGACUGAAGAGCAAACAACCAAACCGUCAGUUGAGACAACAACGGCGUAUAGUCCCACAACCGAACAGUCAGUAGAAACAACAACUGAAUAUACCCCUACCACUGUAACGUCAUUAGAGACGACAACGCAAUAUAACCCUACAACUGUGGAGCAAACUACAGAUCUUACAACUUCUCCUGAAUCCUUAGAAACAACUACAGUUUCAAUUAUACAGUGUCCACCUGGAUCAUUUGGGAUCUUCCCCCAUCCAGAAUAUUGCAAUGCAUUUUAUGUCUGCCUUGUUGGUGUACCAACAUUACACUGGUGUGAGGAGGACAAGGAAUUUGACCCAAGUGUGAAAACAUGUGUUGUCAUAUCAGAAAAUGGCUGUUUUGCCUCACAAGGUAAAUGGACUCCAACUACACCUGGAGAUACAACAACAUUAUUCAGUCCAACUACUGAGGUAGAAUCGACUGAAACAUCAGUAGAUACAACGACGAGAUACUCCUCUACAACUGAAAAACAAACAACAGGAACGUAUGAAGCGACAACAACUGAGUAUGUUUCGUCAACAGCGAAACAAACAACAGAAUCGUCAACAACGACAGAAUCGGUUCCAACUACUACGAAACAAACAACUGAAACUUCAUUAGAAACGACUACUGAGUCUGCUUCGACAACCUCAGGACAAACAACUGAAACAUCGUCGCAGACAACUGAGUAUAUUUCAACAACAGAGAGUGUGACAACAAUAUCACCUACAACAACCACAGUGACAACUGGUAAACCCGAUACAACAACUCAACAUAAUAUUUGUCCUCCGGACUAUUAUGGUAAUAUACCGGAUCCCCAUUAUUGUGACAGAUACUAUCUAUGUAUGUUUGGAAUCGUGAACCCUCUGCGUUGCCCGUCAGGACAAGAAUUUGACCCUGAUACUGGGGUUUGUGUUGAUAUAUCAGAAAACGGUUGUUUUGCCUCACAAGGUAAGUGGACUCCAACAACACCUGGUGAGGUUACAACAACAUUCAUUCCAACCGCUGAAACGAAAACAACGGAGACAUCAAUUGAGACUACCACAAUUCCAACAACUGUCGAACAAACGAGUAUACCAUCAGUGGAGACAACCACGGAGUCUGUUUCGACGACUAUGACUCAAACCACGGAAACAUCACUAGAAACAACAACAGAAUAUGUUUCAACUACUGUGCAACAAACAACUGACACUUCUGUUGAUACAACUACAGAAUUUGUUUCAACUACUGCACAACAAACAACUGAAACUUCAGAAGAUACAACGACAGAAUAUGUCUCAACUACUGCGGAACUGACUACUGAAACUUUAGAAGAUACGACGGACUAUGUCUCAACUACUGAGCAACAAACAACUGAGACUUCAGAAGAUACAACUACAGAAUUCAUUUCAACUACUGCACAACAAACAACUGAAACUUCAGAAGAUGCAACGACAGAAUAUGUUUCCACUACUGCGCAACAGACAACCGAAACUUACGAAGAUACAACAACAGAAUAUAUUCCAACAACUACGCAACAGACAACUGAAACUUUGGAAGAUACAACGACAGAAUAUGUUUCCACUACUGCGCAACAAACUACUGAAACUUCAGUAGAAACGACGACUGAGUCUGUUUCAACAACCUUAAGACAAACAACUGAAACAUCAUCGCAGACAACAGAAUAUAUUUCAACAACAGAGAGUGUAACAACAAUAUCACCUACAGUUACAACAACCACAGUGUCAACUAUUAAACCUGAUACAACAACUCAACAUAAUAUUUGUCCGCCGGAUUAUUACGGUAAUAUACCGGAUCCCCAUCAUUGUGACAGAUACUAUCUAUGUAUGUUUGGAAUAGUGAACCCUUUGCGUUGCCCACCAGGACAAGAAUUCGACCCUGAAUCUGCGGUUUGUGUUGAUAUAUCAGAAAACGGUUGUUUUGCGUCACAAGGUAAAUGGACUUCAACGACACCCGGUGAGGUAACAACAACAUAUAUUCCAACCACUGAGACGAAAACAACGGAGACAUCAAUUGAAACGACCACAAUUCCUACAACUGUCGAACAAACGAGUAUACCAUCAGUGGAGACAACCACGGAGUCCGUUUCGACGACUAUGACUCAAUCCACGGAAACAUCACUAGACACGACAACAAAAUAUGUUUCAACUACUGUGCAACAAACAACUGAGACUUCAGAAGAUGCAACAACAGAAUUUGUUUCAACUACUGCACAACAAACAACUGAAACUUCAGAAGAUGCAACGACAGAAUAUGUUUCCACUACUGAGCAACAGAGAACUGAAACUGACGAAGAUACAACAACAGAAUAUAUUCCAACUACUGCGCAACAGACAACUGAAACUUCGGAAGAUACAACAACAGAAUAUGUUUCCACUACUGCGCAACAGACUACUGAAACAUCUGUAGAAACGACUGAAUCUGUUUCAACAACCUUAGGACAAACAACUGAAACAUCAUCGCAGACAACAGAAUAUAUUUCAACAACAGAGAGUGUAACAACAAUUUCACCUACAGUUACAACAACCACAGUGUCGACUGGUAAACCUGAUACAACAACUCAACAUAAUAUUUGUCCACCAGAUUAUUACGGCAAUAUACCGGAUCCCCAUCAUUGUGACAGAUACUAUCUGUGUAUGUUUGGAAUCGUUAACCCUUUGCGUUGCCCAUCAGGACAAGAAUUUGACCCUGACUCUGGGGUUUGUGUGGAUAUAUCAGAAACUGGCUGUUUUGCCUCACAAGGUAAAUGGAAUUCAACAACACCCGUUGAGGUAACAACAACAUAUAUUCCAACUACUGAAACGAAAACAACGGAGACAUCAAUUGAGACGACCACAAUACCUACAACUGUCGAACAAACGAGUAUACCAUCAGUGGAUUCGACGACUGUGACUCAAACCACGGAAACAUCACUAGACACAACAACAGAAUAUGUUUCAACUACUGUGCAACAAACAACUGAGACUUCAGAAGAUACAACUACAGAAUAUGUUUCAACUACUGAGCAACAAACAACUGAAACUUCAGAAGAUACAACAACAGAAUAUGUUUCAACUACUGCGGAACAAACAACUGAAACUUCAGAAGAUACAACGACAGAGUAUGUUUCAACUACUGCUCAACAAACAACUGAAUCUGCAGAAUACACAACUACAGAAUUUGUUUCAACUACUGCGCAACAAACAACUGAAACUUCUGUAGAAACGACGACUGAGUCUGUCUCGACAACCUUAGGACAAACAGUUGAAACAUCAUCGCGGACAACAGAGUAUAUUUCAACGAGAGAGAGUGUGACAACAAUAUUACCUACAGUUACACCAACCACAGUGGCGACUGGUAAACCUGAUGCAACAACUCAACAUAAUAUUUGUCCGCCAGAUUAUUACGGUAAUAUAGCGGAUCCUCAUUAUUGUGACAGAUACUAUUUGUGUAUGUUUGGAGUAGUUAACCCUCUGCGUUGCCCAUCAGGACAAGAAUUCGACCCUGACUCUGCGGUUUGUGUUGAUAUAUCAGAAACCGGCUGUUUUGCCUCACAAGGUAAAUGGAAUUCAACAACACCCGUUGAGAUAACAACAACAUAUAUUCCAACCACUGAAACGAAAACAACGGAGACAUCAAUUGAGACGACCACAAUUCCGACAACUGUCGAACAAACGAGUAUACCAUCAGAGGAGACAACCAUGGAGUUCGUUUCGACGACUAUGACUCAAACCACGGAAACAUCACUUGAUACGACAACAGAAUAUGUUUCAACUACUGUGCAACAAACAACUGAGACUUCAGAAGACACAACGACAGAAUAUGUCCCAACUACCGAGCAAAAAACAACUGAAACUUCAGAAGAUACAACAACAGAAUAUGUUUCAACUACUGCGGAACAAACAACUGAAACUUCAGAAAAUACAACGACAGAGUAUGUUUCAACUACUGCUCAACAAACAACUGAAUCUGCAGAAUACACAACUACAGAAUUUGUUUCAACUACUGCGCAACAAACAACUGAAACUUCUGUAGAAACGACGACUGAGUCUGUCUCGACAACCUUAGGACAAACAGUUGAAACAUCAUCGCAGACAACAGAGUAUAGUUCAACGAGAGAGAGUGUGACAACAAUAUUACCUACAGUUACACCAACCACAGUGGCGACUGGUAAACCUGAUGCAACAACUCAACAUAAUAUUUGUCCGCCAGAUUAUUACGGUAAUAUAGCGGAUCCUCAUUAUUGUGACAGAUACUAUUUGUGUAUGUUUGGAGUAGUUAACCCUCUGCGUUGCCCAUCAGGACAAGAAUUCGACCCUGACUCUGCGGUUUGUGUUUAUAUAUCAGAAACCGGCUGUUUUGCCUCACAAGGUAAAUGGACUCCAACUACACCCGGUAAGGUAAAAACAACAUCUAUUCCAACCACUGAAACUGAAAUAGCGGAGACAUCAAUUGAGACGACCACAACUCCUACAACUGUCGAAAAAUCAACUAAUCCACCUGAAGAACAAACAACAGAAACUUUAGAAAAUACAACUACAGAAUUCGUUUCAACCACUGCGGAACAAACAACUGAAACUUCAGAAGGUACGACGACAGAAUAUGUUUCCACUACUGCGCAACAAACAACUGAAACUUCAGUAGAAACGACGACUGAGUCUGUUUCGACAACUUUAGGACAAACAACAGAAACAUCAUCCCAGACAACAGAGAAUAUUUCAACAACAGAGAGUGUGACAACAAUAUUACCUACAGUUACAACAACCACAGUGGCGACUGGUAAACCUGAUACAACAACUCAACAUAAUAUUUGUCCGCCAGAUUAUUACGGUAAUAUAGCGGAUCCUCAUUAUUGUGACAGAUACUAUUUGUGUAUGUUUGGAGUAGUUAACCCUCUGCGUUGCCCAUCAGGACAAGAAUUCGACCCUGACUCUGCGACUUGUGUUUAUAUAUCAGAAAACGGCUGUUUCGCAUCUCAAGGGAAAUCAACUACAGUAAAAGAAACAACACCAACAGGCGUGGUCACAACAGAUGAAAGUACACCAGAGAACGUAAUCUCAACGACAAUAUCUGAACCAACACCAUCGCCCCCUGUUUGCUCUUCUCUUGAGACUGAAUUUUUCCCUCAUCCAAAGCAUUGUGAUCAAUACUACAUGUGUAUAGUCGGUCAACCUCAUCUUUUGAAUUGCCCCAAAGGUUUCGAAUUUAGCCCAGAAUCUAGGGGAUGCGUUGUAAUAUCUGAAAAUGGUUGUUUUGCAUCACAAGGUAUAUGGACACCGACAGAACCGAACGAUAUAACAACUGAUGUUUCUGGAACAACGGAUAAUUCUGAAACGUCUGUCCUUACCGAUCCUACAAGCACAAAUGUUGAUCUUACAACGGAAGGUAAAACUACUGAAACGUCAACUAUUUUGAAUCCAUCAACAACUGACAGUCAAGUAACAACAGAAUCAAUAGAAACAACCACAGCAAAUAUUUGCCCUCCUAAUUUCUCGGGAAUGAUUCCACAUCCUGUUCACUGCGAAAAAUUCUACCACUGCGUGAAUGGCAUUCAAAUUCCGCUAUUCUGUUCUGAUGGAGAAGAGUUCGAUCCCGAUUCACUUCAAUGCGUUCCAAAAUCAGAAAGUGGGUGUAAAAGAUCAUGGACACCUACUGAAUUGCAUCCAGUAACAACCGACAAUGCUUCUUCAGAAAACGUAAAACCAGUAACGGAGGAUGAAAAACUUAAAGACGAAAAUAAUACUAACUCUACAGUGGAUGUAACAACGCCGAGACUAUGUCCAAUAGAACAUUUCGGAAACAUACCUGAUCCGAAACGAUGUGAUUGGUUCUAUAUGUGCACAGCCGGAACUGCUAUACCGUUGUAUUGCGGAGAAGGAUACGAAUUCGAUCCGAAGAGCGAAGUGAGUAAAUGCGUUGAAAUAUCUGAAAACGGAUGUUUUGCAAACUCAAAUAACAACCAAUCGGUUACAAAAACGACGAAAAGGAACGUGAACUUGUCAUCAACAGAGACCAUGAGAACAACAACUCCAGCAAUUUGCGCACCGGAAGAUUUCGGUAACGUGCCGGACCCUGAUAGAUGCGACAGGUUCUAUUUGUGUACCGGUGGUACAGCUAUACCAUUAUAUUGCAUUGAAGGAUACGAAUUUAAUCCCGAAACUAAGGAUUGUCGCCCUAUAUCAGACAACGGUUGCACGGCUACAAGACAAUAA
Melitaea cinxia (Glanville fritillary) is the source of this 13896-nucleotide messenger RNA. RefSeq names its product mucin-3A-like. The transcript has 17 exons. Lineage: Eukaryota; Metazoa; Arthropoda; Insecta; Lepidoptera; Nymphalidae. The record is from RefSeq and is a predicted model, not a curated record. Gene Ontology annotation, cellular component: extracellular region. The coding region runs from base 1 to 13896 and encodes 4631 amino acids. Gene Ontology annotation, molecular function: chitin binding.